Anopheles funestus (African malaria mosquito) is the source of this 922-nucleotide messenger RNA. RefSeq lists its product as uncharacterized. Gene Ontology annotation, cellular component: tRNA-intron endonuclease complex. Gene Ontology annotation, molecular function: nucleic acid binding; tRNA-intron lyase activity. The record is from RefSeq and is a predicted model, not a curated record. Gene Ontology annotation, biological process: tRNA splicing, via endonucleolytic cleavage and ligation; tRNA-type intron splice site recognition and cleavage. The coding region runs from base 57 to 920 and encodes 287 amino acids. Lineage: Eukaryota; Metazoa; Arthropoda; Insecta; Diptera; Culicidae. The transcript has 4 exons.
GUACACAAACAGUGCAGUAGUUCUGGUACGAAUGUUUACGCACAAAACGUGCAGCAAUGAACCGGAUUGAAGUAAGCUAUAUGCAUGGUCGUGGAGUAAUUUUUGACGCCGAAGAUUAUCUAAAACUGCGAUUGGAAUGGCGGAUCCCCGGGAAUCUAAUCGGCGUUUCCGUCUCCCAUCCGAGGAAUGUAAACCAGCAAGGGAUGCCUGUUGUUUUUUCGAAAUGGGAACUCAAAUUACUUCUAGAUAAACAAAUAAUACGCCUGGUAGAUCACAGCAGUGCUUUGCAACGAGCACCCUCUGAUGAGGAAGCACACCUGUACGCUUGUAUGGUUGAGCGGCAGAAAGAAGAAUUACGCAUGCCAGCAAUCGAGAAAAGGCUGGAAGCGUUCCAAAAACAUUUGCCAAAAAUUAUCGAAGGAAAGCGUAAAAAACUGCUCAAAACAGGAGUUAAAGAAGAGGAUAUCCAUCUGGAUGCUGAACAAUUGGUCAGGGAAGAACGGGAAAAGAUAAUGAAAGAAAAAUUCGAUGCAAUGGUACAGAUUCCAUUAAAAUAUCCUCUCGCGCUUGGCUUUUCAGAGUGUUCGCUGGAUUUGAGUAAAGAAGAAGGAGUAAAAUAUCGCAUCUUUGAGUGUCUAUGGAAGCAAGGAGGUUUUAUAACAACUGGAGAUGCGUUUGGGUGUGAUUUUCUGCUAUAUCCAGGCGAUCCAAUGUAUUUUCACGCAUCGCAUAUGGUACACGUAUUGAAGGAUGGCGUGAGUGAAAAAUUAGACGCUAAGUAUCUGAUUCGUGUUUGCCGGCUUUCGGUGGUGGUGAAUAAACUAUGCGUUCUCGCCUAUAUUGAUGAAAGCACCAACGAGGUGAUCUUUGAAACCAUGGAAUGGGAGGGUAACGGUAGUAAUAAAGCUGACGCUUUUUAAAA